Molecule: messenger RNA, 2460 nt
Organism: Echinops telfairi (small Madagascar hedgehog)
Lineage: Eukaryota; Metazoa; Chordata; Mammalia; Afrosoricida; Tenrecidae
Gene: SLC2A5
Product: solute carrier family 2 member 5
Exons: 13
Coding region: 328-1881 (517 amino acids)
Biological process (GO): fructose transmembrane transport
Cellular component (GO): membrane
Molecular function (GO): fructose transmembrane transporter activity
Source: RefSeq, a predicted model, not a curated record
GAGCGAGCCCAGCAUUUAAAGCGUCCUCCUAGCCACUGGCCACCAGCAUGACUGAGGCUUCGGCAGAGAGGAAACAGCACAGACUGUCUCCCAGGAAGCUCGGCCUUGGCUAAAUCCCAGACAGUCCAUUUAAAAGAAGUGGAAGGAAGAUGAACCUUUGGGCUCCUGAAAGGAUUGUUCUGACUGAGACUGGCCAUAAAAAUGCGAUUGGCUGUUCCCCGGCAGGGCCAAAGUGCAUCCAGAAUAGAAUGUCUUCUCCUCCGCCUCGUGCAUUUAGUAUUUUGGCUCAGAGGAGGUGACCAGCACGCUGUACUUCCCUGAGGAAAGAUGGAGUCUCAGGAGAAGUCCAAGAAGGAAGGGUCGCUGACCCUUGUGCUGGCCUUGGCCACGCUGAUCGCAGCCUUUGGGUCCUCCUUCCAGUACGGAUACAACGUGGCUGUUAUCAACUCCCCUUUUGAGAUCAUGAAGCAGUUUUACAACGUCACCUACACAGAGCGAACUGGUGAAUCCAUGAGCACUUUCUCCCUGACUUUGCUGUGGGCGGUCUCUGUGUCCAUGUUCCCGUUCGGAGGCUUUAUUGGAUCCCUCCUGGUCGGUCCCUUGGUGUCUAGAUUCGGCAGAAAAGGUACCCUGCUGUUCAACAACAUCUUUUCCAUCGUGCCCGCGAUCCUCAUGGUCUGCAGCAAAGUCGCCGGGUCGUUUGAGAUGAUCAUUUUGUCCAGACUUCUGGUGGGAAUAUGUGCAGGUCUGUCUUCCAACGUGGUCCCUAUGUACUUAGGGGAGCUAGCCCCCAAGAACCUGAGGGGGGCCCUCGGGGUGGUGCCCCAGGUCUUCAUCACCGUGGGCAUUCUCGUGGCCCAGAUCUUCGGGCUCCGGAGUCUCCUUGCAACUGAAGAAGACACCCUGACCAGGCAUGUGCUGUCAGCGUAUCUGCAGAGCCGUGGAGCCCGGGCCACAGGGAGAUCGGAGGAUGAAUGUGUCCCAGGCUUCGUGAGGCACAAACCCAGGAGGCCAGGCCCACAUCUCACCCCUGCACACAUUCAUGACGCUUACGUUGUGUGUGUGUGUGUGUGUGAAACACACACAGCAAGCCCCACUCCCCUUCCCGAGGAGCUGGAGGAGAUCCAGCUGGAGGACCAGGCGGAGCGCGCCGCGGGCACCGUCUCCGUGCUGAAGCUGUUCAGCAUGCGCUCCCUGCGGUGGCAGCUCCUCACCAUCAUCAUCCUCAUGGCCGGCCAGCAGCUGUCGGGCGUCAACGCGAUCUACUACUAUGCAGACGUGAUCUACUCCAAGGCCGGGGUCAAGGACACCGAUGUCCAGUAUGUGACGGCAGGCACAGGGGCUGUCAACGUGGUGAUGACCAUAUGCGCAGUGUUCGUGGUGGAGCUGCUGGGCAGGAGGCUUCUGAUCCUCCUCGGCUUCGCCAUCUGCUUCACGGCCUGCGUCGUGCUGACCAUCGCCCUCGUGCUGCAGGAGACAGUAACCUGGAUGCCGUACCUCAGCAUCGUCUGUGUCAUCGCCUAUGUCAUAGGGCACGCCAUCGGGCCCAGUCCCAUUCCUGCCCUGCUCAUCACCGAGGUCUUCCUGCAGUCCUCUCGGCCAUCUGCCUUCAUGGUUGGGGGCAGCGUGCACUGGCUCUCCAACUUCACCGUGGGCUUGGUCUUCCCCUUCAUUCAGGCUGGCCUGGGGCCUUACAGCUUCAUCAUUUUUGCAGUGGUAUGUCUUCUCACCACCAUUUACACCUUCUUUAUUGUUCCUGAGACGAAGGCCAAGACAUUUAUGGAGAUCAAUCAGAUUUUCUCCAAGAUGAACAAGAUGUCAGAGGUGCACCCUGAAAGGGAGGAACUGAAGGAUCUCCCACCUUCUACUUUGGAGCAGUAACUUGGGAGGGGGAGCCCAGCACAUGGGUCUGUGCAGGACUCCCCUCCUCCACUUUUCUGACAUCUGCUUGUCCAGAAAUAGGACAAGGGACGUGUGGAAUGCAGGCCUCAUCUCUGGCCUCCUGGCCCGGGUGGGGGUGCCCAAGGAGUUCUGUGCCGUCCUUAGCCCGGCCAUCUCUCUACAGCCCGUUCAUCGGCCAGCCUGAGUCACAAAGGACAGCUGCCCUCCACUCUGCUGCGGCAGUCAUUUCGUGGCUCCUGGUAACACCAAUUAUCAUUAUAAAAAUAAUCGAUAGAGUGAAGAGAUGGAAGGAAUCGACUCUUGCCAAAGAAACCUGCUCUUCUCCAGUUCCCUGGAUCUUCCAGAACCCCAGUCAUUUGUUCAACAUCCUUUGACAAAGUCUUCUCCAGGGAAAAAAACUUGCCUGGGAAAGUGAAAUGUCUACAAAGAUAUCUAGCAAACUGGAGCUACUGAGUCCCUGUGCAGACACUAAGUCAGAGAUCAUUUGUCCUAAAUUCUAUUGAUAGAAGAAUUUUAUUUUGGAAUUGCUUCAAUAAAACACAUCGGAUCACCUUGAAA